UCAUUCUAGAUCGAAACUGUAUCCAGCGUACAUCCAUAUUUGGCAAGCUCUAAUGCAUUUGGGCCCAGACAACCCUGCUUGUUAUUAAUAAAAGUAAUUUUCUCAGUUAUUAACAUUGAAUGAGUAAAUACACUCAUUCAAAACUAUUUCAAUAAAAAACAAAACUUUUAUGUCCAUGAGUUGAAUCUCCUCGAUCCAAGCGACAGUCACGCGCAACCGUUCGUCAACCCAAUCAGCAGUCCUCGCGCUCCGCUAACGGCCUCAUAUUCUACAGUCCCACCCCCUAUCAAAUAAAACCGUUUACUGACGACGAAUAAUUAUCCAUCCAUUAAAGUACGCCGAGGGAAGCAGACUCUUCUAAGACUACAGCCAACAAUCUUAAUUUAUGCAUUUCCUCGCACAAACGGCGUGACUCUCCCACCAGCGAAACAACACCGGAAGCGGGCGGUUAAAGCGAGUGAGUGAGAGCUGAGAGUGAGAGAGAGGAGGGGUAGAAGCACAUGAAAAACUGCGUAGCCCACUGCUGCUGGAGAUUAACGGGGCACUAAGGUUGCCUUUCUGGGUCGUGGACGCUAUCUGGAGCUUUGCUCUACUUUUAUGCGCAACGACAGCGGAUUUUAACGACUGGUCAAGGUUUCCUGGGUUUCCUCUCCAGACGUUCCUGUUCUUAGAUGGUAACAGAGAGCUUGAAAUAAGAGAGAGAAUAUGGCAGUAUGGAUCCAGGCCCAGCAGCUGCAGGGAGAUGCUCUGCACCAGAUGCAGUCUCUCUACGGACAACACUUCCCCAUAGAAGUGCGACACUACCUGUCCCAGUGGAUAGAGAGCCAACUCUGGGAUGCAAUAGAUUUAGAGAACCCUCAGGAGGAGAUUAAAGCAAAGCGUUUAUUGGACAGCCUGAUCCAGGAACUACAAAAGAAAGCUGAGCAUCAAGUGGGGGAAGACGGAUUCUUGCUAAAGAUCAAAUUAGGACAUUAUGCUUCACAGCUAAAGAGCGCAUAUGAUCGCUGCCCCCUCGAGCUGGUGAGAUGCAUCAAACACAUUCUGUACACAGAGCAAAGGCUUGUGAGAGAGGCUACGAAUUCGAGCUCACCAGUAGGCGGGCUGAUGGACAGCAUGUCUCAGAAGUACCAUCAGAUAAAUCAGGUGUUUGAGGAGCUCCGAAUAUUGACGCAGGACACAGAGAAUGACCUCCGAAAACUACAGCACAACCAAGAGUACUUCAUUAUACAGUACCAGGAGAGCCUCAGAAUACAGGCCCAGUUAUCGAGCCUGGCCACGCUGCCCCCAGCAGACCGACAGUUACGAGAGCCCAGUCUGCUCAGCAAGAGAGCCACAGUAGAGGCCUGGCUGACCCGAGAGGCCAAUACCCUGCAGAAAUACAGACUGGGCCUGGCAGAGAAACACCAGAAGACGUUGUCAUUGCUACGGAAACAGCAGACGGUGAUUCUUGACGAUGAGCUGAUUCAGUGGAAGAGACGUCAACAGUUGGCUGGCAACGGCGGGCCCCCCGAGGGAGGACUGGACAUACUACAGUCAUGGUGCGAGAAGCUAGCUGAAACCAUUUGGCAGAAUCGUCAGCAGAUCCGGAGGGCGGAGCACCUGAGACAGCAGCUGCCCAUUCCAGGCCCCAUCGAAGAGCUGCUCACCGAACUCAACAGCACCAUCACUGAUAUCAUCUCAGCUUUAGUCACCAGUACCUUCAUUAUUGAGAAUCAGCCUCCCCAGGUGCUGAAAACGCAAACGAAAUUUGCGGCGACUGUGCGUUUGCUGGUGGGCGGCAAACUCAACGUACACAUGAACCCGCCACAGGUCAAAGCCACCAUCAUCAGCGAGCAGCAGGCCAAAGCCCUGCUGAAGAACGAGAACACCAGAAAUGACAGCAGCGGAGAGAUCUUAAAUAACAACUGUGUGAUGGAGUACCACCAGACCACAGGCACCCUUAGCGCACACUUUAGAAACAUGUCUCUGAAGCGGAUCAGGCGCUCAGACCGGCGAGGGGCGGAGUCUGUUACCGAAGAGAAAUUCACCAUUUUAUUUGAGUCACAGUUUAGCGUUGGGGGAAAUGAGCUGGUAUUUCAGGUUAAGACUCUGUCUUUGCCUGUAGUGGUGAUCGUCCAUGGAAGUCAAGACAACAAUGCAACAGCCACCGUUCUGUGGGACAAUGCAUUUGCUGAACCGGGACGGGUGCCCUUCAUUGUGCCUGACAAAGUGUUGUGGCCGCAGCUGUGUGAAGCUCUGAAUAUGAAGUACAAAGCGGAGGUACAAUCAAACCGAGGUCUGUCUGAGGAGAACCUGGUCUUCCUUGCUCAGAAAGCCUUUAGCAACUCCGGCAUCAACCCUGAGGACUACCGCAACAUGACCAUGACCUGGUCACAGUUUAACAGGGAGAGUUUACCAGGACGAAACUUCACAUUUUGGCAGUGGUUUGAUGGUGUCAUGGAGCUCACUAAAAAACAUCUGAAGCCUCACUGGAAUGAUGGGGCGAUUCUUGGUUUUGUGAAUAAGCAGCAGGCUCAGGACAUGCUGAUGUCCAAACCCAACGGAACCUUCCUGUUGCGCUUCAGUGACUCAGAAAUAGGUGGCAUCACCAUAGCCUGGGUGGCGGAGAACCCAAACAAAGCAGGGGAAAGAAUGGUGUGGAACCUCAUGCCGUACACAACCAAAGACUUCUCCAUCCGCUCGUUGGCCGAUCGCAUCAGCGACCUGAACCAUCUGCUGUUCCUCUUUCCUGACCGGCCCAAAGACGAGGUCUUCUCCAAAUACUACACCCCUCCACUGUCUAAAGCGGUGGAUGGAUACGUGAAACCACAGAUCAAACAAGUAGUACCCGAGUUUGCAACACCUAAUCCCGACCCCGCAGCAAAUCCCACCUACAUGGACCAUGCGGCAUCUCCAGCUGUCAAUCACCAGCCGAACUACAGUCUCUAUCCUCCCAUUGGUGACCCCAUGCUGGACGCUGAUGGCGAUUUCGAUCUGGAUGACACCAUGGAUGUAGCGAGACACGUGGAGGAACUGCUCCGUCGACCAAUGGAGGGCCAGUGGAGUGGCCAGCAAUAUAAGUGCACGUUAUUGAGUGUGAGAAUCCACCAGCGCAAUCGGCGCCUAUGGUACUUGCUACCGGGAGAGUUGACGAUGGCUAAGCCCCAGGCUUCUGAAUCUUUGGCGGGACCCUUGUACGAGCUCGCGACCACUCCGACCCGGGACGUGGCGGCGGAGACGGCGGCAGCGGCGGCGGCAUCGCUGAGCAUCGGCGACACCUACACCACGAGGACGCGCACAUACCUGGACGUUUCCGCGGCUGCCUUCGCCGCCGGCCACCCGGUGUACGGGGCCGAGGGAUUGUACUCUAACGGACGGUACAGGGAACACAGCAGUCCACGGAUCGGUACACGGAGUCGUGACAGUUCUGCAGAGAGGUGCCCGGGCACCGGGAAUCCACCUUGCGGUAUUAUGAAGGAUGGCUCUAAGCAGAGAGAGGCAAGAAAGAAGACGGUCUCCUUCAGCUCUAUGCCAAACGACCGUAAGAUGAACAGCACAGCUGCCUGCAUGGCUUUCAUGAUGGAAGGCUGCGAGAUGAAGAAAGUUCGCUCCAAUUCUCGCAUGUACAAUCGUUACUUCCUGUUGGACCCAGAUAUGCACUGGCUUCGCUGGGAACCAUCGAAGAAAGACUCUGAGAAGGCCAAGCUCGAGAUCAAAACCAUCAAAGAGGUUAGACUGGGAAAGAAAACACCUGUCCUACGCAGUAACGGACUCUCUGAUCAGUUCCCUGAUGAGUGCGCGUUCUCAAUAAUAUACGGAGACAACUAUGAAUCCCUGGAUCUGGUCGCAAGCACAGCAGACGUGGUUUGCACCUGGGUGAUGGGACUGCGGUACCUGGUCUCGUAUGGGCGACACAUGGUGGGUGUGGUUGAGCCCAGUCAACCCAGUGUAAGAACGUCCUGGAUCGGUUCAGUGUUUGAGUUGGCUGAUCCAGAAAGGCAAGGACACAUUGAUCUCUUCCGAGCCACGCAAAUCAUCAAGGGUCUCAAUCCUGGCAUGCGGGAGUCUCGCAUUGAGCUUAAGUUCAAAGAGAUACAAAAGGCCAAGGACUGCUAUGGUGAAGGAAUAGAUUUAGACACGUUUGUAGAGGCCUACUGUGAACUGUGCACACGCUCUGAGAUAUUUUUCUUGUUGGUACAGUUUUCCAGCAACAAAGAGUACCUGGACUCUAAGGACUUGAUGUUAUUUGUGGAGGUGGAGCAGGGAGUGGAGGGAGUCACAGAGGAAAUGUGUCGGGAGAUUGUGCGUAGGUACGAACCCUCCAUUGAAGGACGUAACAACGGCUACUUGUCCAUAGAUGGCUUUACACACUACCUCCUGUCAUCCGAGUGCCACAUUUUUGACCCGCAGCACAAACAUGUUUGUCAGGACAUGACGCAGCCCCUUUCACACUACUAUAUCAACUCUUCCCAUAAUGCCUCACUUUUGGAGGACCACUAUUGGGGCUCGUCAGACCUCAGCAGUUAUGUACGCGUGCUACGCAUGGGCUGUCGAAGCCUGGAGGUGGUCGUCUGGGACGGGCCAGACUGUGAGCCCGUGGUCUACGUCGGUAGUUCGGUUGCCUCCCAGCUGGCAUUCUGUCAAGUUCUGGAUGUCAUUAACCAGUACGCCUUUGAGAGCUCAGAGUUUCCGCUGAUCCUCUGUCUUGUGACACACUGCAGCGUCCCCCAGCAGAGGGUCAUGGCUCAACACAUGAAGAAGAUCCUUGGGGACAAACUGCACUCAGAGCCUCCCAAUGUAGAAGACCUCUACUGGCCCUCCCCGGAGAAACUCAAAGGAAAAAUUCUUAUCAAAGGGAAGCGUCUGCCUCCAGGCUCGCAAGACUCUGAGGGGGAGGUGACAGAUGAAGAAGAAGGAUUUGAGAUGUCGAGGAGAAUGCUGGGUGUAGACAAUAGAGACCAGCUCAACGGAAUUGGCUGCAAACGAUUACGGCUCUGUAAGGAACUGUCGGAUCUGGUGAGCCUUUGCAAGUCUGUACAGUUCCGCGAUUUCGAGACGUCUAAACGGGAACAGAAGCAUUGGGAGAUCUGCUCUUUCAAUGAGGUUGAUGCCAACCGCUUUGCCAAUGAGUUUCCUGAAGACUUUGUGGCUUAUAAUAAACGAUUUCUGUCACGGGUGUACCCCACGCCUAUGCGCAUCGAUGCCAGCAACAUGAAUCCUCAAGAUUUUUGGAAGUGCGGUUGCCAAAUUGUGGCCAUGAAUUAUCAGACUCCAGGGCUGAUGAUGGAUUUGAACCUCGGCUGGUUUAGGCAAAACGGCAACUGCGGCUACGUCCUGCGUCCGGCCAUAAUGCGAGAGGAAGUGUCAUAUUUCAGUGCCAAUGCCCGUGACUCGCUUCCUGGAGUCUCAGCCCAGCUCCUCCACAUCAAGGUUAUCAGCGGUCAAAACCUACCAAAGCCACGUGGUUCUGCUGCUAAAGGCGACGUGGUAGAGCCGUACAUAUACGUGGAGAUCCAUGGGAUUCCUGCAGACUGCGCAGAGCAACGCACUAAAACUGUCUCACAAAAUGGUGACAAUCCCAUCUUUGAUGAAAGCUUUGAGUUCCAGAUCAACCUUCCGGAAUUGGCUGCUUUGCGUUUCGUCGUCCUUGAUGACGACUACAUCGGCGAUGAAUUUAUUGGCCAGUACACCAUUCCUUUUGAGUGUCUGCUUCCUGGUUACAGACACGUUCCACUGCAGUCACUUACGGGGGAGUUUCUGCCCAAUACUACACUGUUUGUUCACGUCGCCAUUACAAACAGACGAGGUGGGGGCAAGGCUCAUAAGAAGGGUCUCUCUGUGAGAAAGGGCCGCAAGGCAAGGGAAUACACCUCUACUAAGACCACAGGGAUCAAAGUGGUGGAUGAGCUCUUCAGGGCAUCAACGCAACCUCUGCGGGAAGCAACAGACGUACGGGAAAACGUACAGAAUGCAAUGGUGUCUUUCAAGGAGCUUUGCGGCUUGACUCCGGCAGCUAACAUGAAGCAGUGUAUCUUGACGGUGUCGUCCUGGUUGAUGAACAGCGAGCGAACGCUACACGUGACGUUAGAUCUGAGCGAGGCCUACCCCAUCAUGGAAGCUCAGGGCCCCGUUCCAGAGCUGCUGCGUAAAGUGCUCACCGCUUAUGACACGAUGAUCCAGACGAGUCGCACGCUGAUCGAAUCAGCCGAUGGCGUGUACUCCAAACUCACACAAGCACAGCGAGCAGGGUUGGACUUUCACGAGGAUCUGCAUCGGAUCGGGGCAAGAGAAGGCCUGAAAGGAAGAAAGUUGCAGAAAGCCAUGGAGAGUUACGCUUGGAACAUCACUGUGCUGAAGGGCCAAGCGGACCUUUUAAAGCACGCGAAAGGAGAAGCACUGGACACUUUGCGACAGAUUCACUGUGCUGCUCACUCGUGUGGCCUAGCCAAGAACGGAGCCUCAACUUCCCCUGCCUCGCCCCUGCUGCCGCCCCACCCACGCCCCCUCCACACCAUCCAUGAGAAUGAGACCGACAACACCACCCUGCACUGAGACACAGAAAGAGAGAGAGUGUAUGUGUGGUUUUCUCUGUUUAUCUGUAUUUGGGAAGCAGGUGGUCUCAGGUUAAGAGAGUCAGGUGGGUCAAGAUGUUUAAUGACACGGGAGAUGGUCUCAUUCUGUGUGCUUUGCUGCUUCCCAGCUGUGUGAUGCAUCAGGUCUUAAAUUUGCUUCCCCACCAUGAAGUUUUUAGGAUUGUGAUGGAUUGUAGGGGUCCGGCUGCUCUAGAAACUGUGAAUGCGUCAGGCUAUCAGAUCAGACAUCUGCUAGUCAAAUACAAGGCCCAAACUCAAUUAUAUUCAACAAUUGAGUAGUUUUUAACCUUGCCAGACAUAAAGUAAUACUUCACUGAUAAGUAAAGCACUUUGAGCUCUCAGUUAAAACUUCAGGAAACAAAAUAAAGAAAAACAAUGUAAAUGUGAAGAAAGGCAUUAAUAAAGACAGGCAACAAUAGAUAAACAUAAUUGAUCUCAAGACUUGGUGAGCUCUCUUACUCCCCCUGCUGGCCCCUCUGCACAUUUUAUUAUUUUAGAUCUGGCUCAUCUAAAAUCCAUCAGCUUUGUCUUGAAAGGGGCAGUUGUCUAGGGGUAUCUAGUGUGUGCGUGCGUGCGUGCGCGUAUGUAUGUGUGAUGCGUACAUGAUGUAUUUGGAAUAAGGAAAAUAUGUAUCUUGUUGCUAAACUGGAAACUGGAAUGUCCCAUUUAGACCAACUCAACUGGGAGAACCUCUGGGAAUACAUAGAUCUCAGCUGAUCUUUCAAGCAAAUAAAUAUUUCAAUAAGUAAAGAAUCGUUUAAAAACUGUAAAGGACACUUUACCAUCUCAUUACGAACACCUCACACCCAAUAAUACACACUGUUUAUGAAUAUUCCGAAUAUUGUUAUUACUGCUGUUAAUAUUGUGGGUAGGUGUUCAGUAAAAUGGAGGUUAUUUUAUAUUUGCAGAUUCCAUCGACAGGUGUCAUUCUGUAGACGUUGUUCAUAGGAACAGGAAAUGUGAAUGCUUGGGGAUGAGGGUGGGAAAUAUUGUUUGGGUAUUUACUGUCAUAUUAUUGUCAAAUAACAUUUGGAUGUUACAUAAAAGCCGAAUG
This is a messenger RNA of Triplophysa rosa, 7626 nucleotides long. It is a transcript of the gene plcl5, whose product is annotated as phospholipase C like 5. The transcript is spliced from 27 exons. The coding region runs from base 706 to 6531 and encodes 1941 amino acids. Lineage: Eukaryota; Metazoa; Chordata; Actinopteri; Cypriniformes; Nemacheilidae. Gene Ontology annotation, biological process: regulation of DNA-templated transcription; intracellular signal transduction; lipid metabolic process. The record is from RefSeq and is a predicted model, not a curated record. Gene Ontology annotation, molecular function: DNA binding; phosphatidylinositol-4,5-bisphosphate phospholipase C activity; DNA-binding transcription factor activity.